Silurus meridionalis is the source of this 3527-nucleotide messenger RNA. RefSeq names its product pygopus family PHD finger 1 (gene pygo1). The record is from RefSeq and is a predicted model, not a curated record. NCBI's taxonomy places the organism in Eukaryota, Metazoa, Chordata, Actinopteri, Siluriformes, Siluridae. The transcript is spliced from 3 exons. The coding region runs from base 496 to 1707 and encodes 403 amino acids.
AGCCCUGGUCGCGGGACGCAACAGCGUCGCCCCCACGGCGCUCGCACGAGCGCAGGGUCUGAACAUCAAACGCGGCAGUUCGGACGACGCUAACGCGCUCUUAGUGAGGGGGGUGACGCCAUGUCUCUCUGCCCCACGUUCUCCAUAACUACCCCACACUAGGGGUUUCAAUCGAGUCAUCACACACACGUAUGGAGUUCGGGACACGGGUGAGACAUGUCCGGGUUGGUUUUGUGUUGGAGAGAAGAAAGUGAAAGAAAGUGAAAGAAGUCGAUCCUCCCUCGAGUUUCACAGCGGUUGCGGUGUCCCGUGUCCGUGUCACACAUAUACACACACACGCACAUAUAUACACAUACACACGCAGAGCAGUGAUUUGCUCCUGCUGCUGGAGUUGGGCAGAGGAACAUUUCAUAACAUUUCAUAACAUUUCAGAUUGAAUUUUAUUGAUUUUUUGGAUUAUUUUGUAGUCACUUGCGCCAUGUGAGGUGGCCUGUAAUGUCCACGGAGCAGGAUAAAGAGUCAUUCUCGUUCAAAAGAAAUCGAGGAGGUGAUGGUGCUCUGGAUGGUUUAGGAGGUCCCGGCGUGCUCCUGGGAAGCCCGGAUAAAAAGAGACGCAAGUCUAAUACGCAGGUGGCGGCGGCGUUCGGAACGCUCUCUGAAUAUGCACCUCCUCCAAACACGAGCUCCGAUCACCUGGUGGCGCUCAACCCAUUCGACGAUAACUACAACGAGUCACUGAAACCCCCGAACAACCCCUACUUCGGCGCGUCUCAAUACCCGGGGUUUGGCGGUUAUGGAAUGCCCCGUAUGGUACCGCACGUCCAGAACAGGAUGCCCGCUCCGUUCGGAUCGCCAUUUCAGAUCCGGAACCAGCCACACCUGUUCCCGCAGAACCCGAUGGGCCCAAUGGGCUUCAACAGAACCCCCGUGUUCAACUACACGCAUACAGAGAACCCGGGUUUCGCUAAUCAGCCCGUGUUCAAUAACAGCCCCGGCAUGCACCAGCACUUUAAACCCGGGCCUGGGGAAAAUGUUCUCCAGCUUUCCAGCAUGAACCAGAACCACAGGUCCGAUCUGAUGUUCAGCCCAGAGGUGACCGGGUGUGGGAAUCGUCUUGCAGUGAAAUCCGGCUCGGAUAUGAGCCCUGGCCUGAACUUCGCUCAGCCCAUGACGCCCAAACAGGAAGUGUCAGAAAAGAACGCUACACCUCCACGGAAACCCAGUCAGAUCUUGGAAGAGGGUGGAGCUCAAGAGAACCAGGCGGAGCUUAAAGGGAAAAACAGAUCCAACCUGGAACUUGGUGCGGAUAAGCUCAACGGCGUUCUUCACUCUCAGAAGUCUCCUCAGGCCGUCAUGGAGCAUGGCGGCGAGAGAAACCGGCGCCAAGCGAACAACAAAACCGGCUCAACCAAUAGAAAGAGAAACCGCACGAGUAACUCCGCCCCCUCCGAGCCCGUGUACCCGUGCGGGAUCUGCCUGGGUGAAGUGAACGAUGAUCAGGAGGCCAUCUUGUGUGAGGCCUUGUGUCAGAAGUGGUUCCAUCGCGUGUGCACGGGAAUGACGGAGACCGCGUACAACCUGCUGACGGCCGAGACGGACGCCGUGUGGGGCUGCGACGCCUGCAUGGACCAGAAAGACGGAGCUCAGCUGCUCAAAACCAGGGAGGGGUCCAACUCGGCUACGGCAAACAUCGAGGGACAAACCUGAACUGUGUGUGUGAUGGGGGGGGUGUGUUGGUUUUUUUUUUUUUUUUUUAGGUGGGGCGUGAAAACGUGCACAACACAAAAGUAUCACUUUAUGAAUCCGCACUUGAUUCGUGUCAAAUCCGCAUCCGAUAAAGAACUUCGACCCGAAGCCAAAGCGAUUUUUCCAUUAAAGUUACCCUACUCCAGUUUAUUUGUUGGUUUAAGCUCCGCCCCCUGUUAUCUCACAGGAGCCGCCCUUUUAAGGUGCACGAUAAUAUUUCACUAACACGUAACAAAAGGAUUUAUUUUUUGAGAUCAUUGAAGAUAGAAAUAACGAGCAGGUGAUUUUUGUGUUAAAUUUAAAAACGUUGGGGUGAAAAAUCUUAUUUUAUCAGGUUUUUUUUUGCCACCUUUUAAAUAUGAAAUCAUUUUUUAGAUGAUAAAAAGUUCCUAAUGUUUAAUUUUUUAUUAUUCUUCCCUAAAGUGUUAAAUUAGUAGUUACCUGUUAUGACCAACGCAACCAAAAAAUAUAAAAAAAAACUCAGCACCAAAGCUGUAAAAUAAUUUUAAGCCCUAUUCGGUCCCGCCCCCUGAGCAUGAUGUCUGCUGUCACAUGACCAGGGGGAGGAGCUUGGUUGAAAGGAAGCGCUAUCUGCCCUCUUCUUCAUAUUUGAGCUUAAAGAGGGCUAUAAUGUAAUGCUGUUAUCGACAGAAUAGAAAGAAACGGAGUGUGUGUGUGUGUGUGUGAGCGAGAGAUAGAGUAUAUGCCCCGCCCACAUACCGAGUGCACAGCCAAUUAUAAUCUCUCUCUCAAAUCGAACCAAACGUCAGUAUUUUUAAGGCCGAGAACCGGAAACAAUUUUAUCCUUUUUUUAUUAGGUGAAAAAUGCGAUGAUCAAUAUUGUGAUAAACGUUUGCAAUAAUCAGUUAGAAUAAUAAUAUUAUUCUAAUAAAUAAUAAUAGCAUUUUUAAUUUCUAAUUUAAUUUUAAUUACAUUUCUAAAAUUUCUUUCCGCUUUUAUUUUCCAGACGCCGCCUUAUUGUACGUGUUUUGUUUUUAUUUUCCAGAUGAAAUGUUUUAUUUUGUAGAUUAUCCUAUUUAUUUAAUGUCCGAAAGGGAAAAAAAAAAAGCGUUCACUGAUAUCAGUGUAGGGCCGAAAGUUUGUGGACACCUGACCAUAUGAUUGGAACGUACCUCUUCAUGAAUAUUCCAUUCCACAUGUCCUGCACUAUUCUGGGGAGAUGUUUCAGGAGAUUUGAUGGAUAUUUGUGGAGAUUCAUCCAGUCACAGGGGUGUUUGGUAAGUCAGGUACUGGUGUGAGAUGUUCACAAUCAGUAGGUCAAUCGGGUUGGAGCUCUGUAGCAGGAGAUCUUCCACAUCUUUCAACCCGAGUUCAAGUAAGAGACGUCUGAUACAAUUGUGUGUCUCCAGCUUUGAGGAAGAACAACAAAUGUCUGGAGAAGUCGGGUGUCUCUUUCUUGUAUACUGGGAAUUUUUGCGUCGGCUCUGAAUGUAGCGAUGAUGAUGAUGUUCUUUUCUGCGUGAUGACUUUCCCUGGACGAGUUUUCACUUCUCCCCCACGUUGUUCUACGUGUGCAGUGUUUCCUCCGAUGUCAGCAUUUUGAGACGUGAUUGUGAUUGAUGUAGCAGAGCGACAGAUGAGAGAUUGGAGCUGCGAUGACAAUGAUGAUGGUAAUAAUAAUAAUAAUCUAUAAUGCUGUUGAAUCCUCUUUUACUGCUUUACUGUGUUUUAUAUGAGGGUUUGUUACUUGAAGGUAGAAGAAAUUGCACAGGAUGUACGUGUCCAGGAUUUACAGAUGCUAAAUAAACGGAUUUCUUUCA